Messenger RNA from Lentinula edodes (shiitake mushroom), 3950 nucleotides. Its product is annotated as DNA-dependent RNA polymerase II second largest subunit. The transcript has 9 exons. The coding region runs from base 209 to 3895 and encodes 1228 amino acids. Gene Ontology annotation, molecular function: DNA binding; DNA-directed RNA polymerase activity; ribonucleoside binding. Lineage: Eukaryota; Fungi; Basidiomycota; Agaricomycetes; Agaricales; Omphalotaceae. The record is from RefSeq and is a predicted model, not a curated record. Gene Ontology annotation, cellular component: RNA polymerase II, core complex. Gene Ontology annotation, biological process: DNA-templated transcription.
CGUGCGUACACAUCGUUCACGGUUCGGCUGAGUAACGGUCGGUUUACUUUGUGAUCUUGAACUUCAUCACGGUCAUUACUUGGCCCUUUCGCCUGGUUUACUCUGCACAAAUCACAAAGAACCUGAGAGCUCAGGAUAGUUCUGGGUCAUAAUUUGAAGGGGACAUAAACCCGCUGUAGAAGAUUUGCUCAUACUUAGGCCUUCGACUAUGAGUCAAGAAAUCGAUGGAAUCCAAGACCCUUACGCCUUCGAUGACCCUAAUUUUGGGAUGGAUGACGAGGAAGACGACCAAUACAGUGAAAUUACCCAGGAGGACUGCUGGACCGUCAUUUCAAGCUUUUUCGAGCAGAAGGGUCUAGUCCGGCAGCAGUUGGACUCAUUUGACGAGUUCGUGCAGAAUACCAUGCAGGAACUGGUCGAUGAGAAUGCGGACCUGAUACUGGACCAGCAAGACCAACACUCGGGACGUGAAGGGGACAUGACACGAAGAUACGAGAUUAGAUUUGGACAAAUUUACCUUUCACGACCAACUGUCACCGAGGCUGAUGGCUCUGUCGUCCCGGUUUUCCCUCAGGAAGCGCGGCUGCGAAACUUGACGUACUCUGCACCUUUAUAUAUCGAAAUGAAGAAAAAGGUCAUGGUUGGACGAGAAGAUCCAGAUGGUGUUCCCGGUGAUAUGGCUUGGGAAACAGAGAAUGACGAUGGGCCAGAAAAUUCGACGAAAGUAUGGAUAGGAAAGGUUCCCAUUAUGCUGCGCUCUACCUUCUGUAUUCUUCGCGGGCUCGCGGAUCAAGACCUUUACGAUUUGAACGAGUGUCCGUACGACUCCGGAGGUUAUUUCAUUAUCAACGGAUCCGAAAAGGUGCUCAUUGCCCAAGAGCGUAUGGCCACAAACCAUGUCUAUGUGUUUGCCAAAGCACAACCUUCACCCAUCAACUUCCUAGCAGAGAUCCGUAGUGCCGUCGAAAAAGGUGGAAAAACAAUCAGUCAAUUCCAAGUGAAGAUGUUUCAUCGAGGCCAGGAACGUGCCAUGGGUAAUGUUAUGAAAGCAACCAUUCCUUACAUCAAGGUUGACAUUCCGAUCUGGGUCGUUUUCCGCGGCCUUGGUGUCAUAUCUGAUAGAGAUAUCCUUGAACAUAUCUGCUACGACAUGCAGGAUGCGCAAAUGCUUGAAAUGCUGAAGCCGUGUAUCGACGAAGGCUUCGUCAUCCAAGACCGUGAAGUUGCACUUGACUUCAUUGGCAACCGUGGUACCACCACUGGUCUUUCGAGGGAAAAACGUAUUCGUUACGCGCAGGAGAUUUUACAGAAGGAGAUGCUACCACAUGUAUCGAUGGCCGAGGGCUCAGAAUCCAAAAAGGCCUUCUUCUUUGGUUACAUGAUUCAUCGACUUCUUUUAGCAGCAUUGGAACGACGCGAACUCGAUGACCGUGAUCACUUUGGAAAAAAGAGGUUGGAUUUAGCUGGUCCCCUUUUGGCGAACCUUUUCCGAAUGCUGUUCCGUAAACUUACGAAGGAUGUUUAUCGUUACAUGCAAAAAUGUGUCGAGACUCAUAAAGAGUUCAAUCUCGCAUUAGCGGUCAAACAUCAGACCAUCACCAAUGGUCUCAAGUACUCUCUCGCCACUGGUAACUGGGGAGACCAAAAGAAGUCAAUGUCGUCAAAGGCAGGCGUAUCUCAAGUGCUGAAUCGUUAUACCUAUGCUUCGACGUUGUCCCAUUUGCGUCGCUGUAAUACGCCGCUUGGGCGGGAAGGGAAAAUAGCAAAACCCCGUCAGCUCCAUAAUACCCAUUGGGGUAUGGUUUGUCCUGCUGAAACACCUGAGGGUCAAGCCUGUGGUCUGGUCAAGAACUUGGCCCUUAUGUCCUGUAUUUCCGUCGGCUCAUACUCUGCUCCUGUCAUUGAAUUCCUUGAGGAGUGGGGCCUGGAGUCUCUCGAGGAGAACGCACAUUCAUCCACUCCUACGAUGACCAAGGUGUUUGUAAAUGGGGUUUGGAUGGGGGUGCAUCGAGAACCUGCGAACUUAGUGAAAACGAUCAGGAAGCUGCGUCGAAAAGAUGAUAUCAGUCCUGAAGUCUCUGUUGUGCGGGAUAUCCGAGAGAGGGAACUUCGUCUCUAUACUGACGCUGGACGUGUAUGUCGUCCACUGUUCAUCGUCGAAAACCAACAACUCGUACUGCAAAAGAAGCAUAUCAAAUGGCUUCUCAAUGGACAGAACGACGAAGGUUCAGAGUUCAAAUGGGAGCAUCUCGUCAAGAAUGGUAUCGUCGAGCUCUUGGAUGCAGAGGAAGAGGAGACAGUGAUGAUUUCAAUGACACCAGAGGAUCUAGAGAAUUCCCGUCUACAGCAACAAGGAAUCGAUCCUCACGAGAACGAUGGCGAAUUUGAUCCUGCUGCCCGACUAAAAGCUGGGAUCAGUGCACAUACGUGGACUCAUUGCGAGAUUCAUCCAAGUAUGAUUCUAGGCAUCUGUGCUAGUAUUAUUCCUUUCCCCGACCACAAUCAGUCUCCUCGUAACACCUAUCAAUCAGCUAUGGGGAAACAAGCGAUGGGCAUCUAUCUCACGAACUUCCUUAUCCGAAUGGACACAAUGGCCAACAUUCUUUACUAUCCUCAGAAGCCUCUAGCCACAACACGAUCAAUGGAGUACCUGAAAUUCCGAGAACUACCCGCAGGACAAAACGCUAUCGUAGCCAUUCUGUGCUACAGUGGUUACAACCAGGAAGACUCUGUUAUCAUGAACCAAAGCUCUAUUGAUCGAGGGUUAUUCCGGAGUAUCUAUUAUCGAAGCUAUAUGGAUUUAGAAAAGAAGAGUGGCGUCCAGCAGCUGGAAGAAUUCGAAAAGCCUACGCGGGACAACACGUUGCGAAUGAAGCACGGCACGUACGACAAGCUGGAAGAUGAUGGUUUGAUCGCACCGGGCACUGGUGUUCGUGGAGAGGAUAUCAUUAUUGGAAAGACGGCCCCUAUACCUCCUGAUAGCGAAGAACUAGGGCAGCGUACGCGAACUCAUACUCGACGCGACGUGUCAACGCCACUCAAAAGCACUGAGAGUGGUAUCGUCGAUCAAGUAUUGAUUACGACGAAUUCUGAGGGUCAAAAGUUCGUCAAAAUUCGUGUCCGUUCCACUCGUAUACCUCAAAUCGGGGACAAAUUCGCCUCUCGUCACGGACAGAAGGGUACCAUUGGUAUCACCUACAGACAAGAAGAUAUGCCUUUCACAGCUGAGGGCAUCGUGCCCGAUAUUGUCAUCAACCCUCACGCUAUUCCAUCUCGAAUGACUAUCGGACAUUUAGUCGAAUGUCUACUUUCUAAAGUCGCUACCCUCAUAGGAAACGAGGGUGAUGCCACUCCAUUCACCGAUCUGACUGUCGAGUCAGUGUCGAUGUUCCUUAAGCAGAAGGGUUACCAAUCUCGAGGCUUGGAAGUAAUGUUCCAUGGACACACAGGUAGAAAACUGCAAGCACAGGUGUAUUUAGGUCCCACGUACUACCAGCGACUGAAGCACAUGGUGGAUGACAAAAUUCACUCUCGUGCUAGAGGUCCGGUCCAAAUUCUUACCAGACAACCGGUGGAGGGUCGUAGUAGAGAUGGUGGCUUGCGGUUUGGCGAAAUGGAACGUGACUGUAUGAUUUCACACGGUAUCGCUGGUUUCUUAAAGGAGCGUUUGUUCGAAGCUAGCGAUGCCUACCGGGUCCAUGUUUGUGAAAUUUGUGGGCUAACCGCAAUAGCGAACUUGAAGAAACAAAGUUUCGAGUGCCGCGCAUGUAAAAAUAAGACAGCUGUAUCGCAACUUUACAUUCCUUAUGCAGCGAAGCUCCUGUUCCAGGAAUUACAAAGCAUGAACAUUGCCGCUCGACUCUAUACAGUCUCUUCAGGGCGAAUACGGGAUUGAUGUUUGUAGAUAGAGUGCUUAUUCUAACCAUUGUAUUAUUUUGAAGUGCAAUAAU